Molecule: messenger RNA, 8075 nt
Organism: Lagopus muta (rock ptarmigan)
Lineage: Eukaryota; Metazoa; Chordata; Aves; Galliformes; Phasianidae
Product: chromodomain-helicase-DNA-binding protein 1-like
Exons: 33
Coding region: 1486-6462 (1658 amino acids)
Biological process (GO): nucleosome organization; regulation of transcription by RNA polymerase II
Cellular component (GO): chromatin; nucleus
Molecular function (GO): histone binding; ATP hydrolysis activity; ATP-dependent chromatin remodeler activity
Source: RefSeq, a predicted model, not a curated record
GGGACGAGCUGAGGAACGUGACCCUCCCCCAUUCGUACCGUUGCGCCGCAGCAGAGAAGGAUGGGGGAAAAGGGGGACCCGCACAGACUCAGAUGGCACGGGAAGUAUCGUGGAGACAGAAGGGGUGGCUCUAGACCCCCCUGCCUGCUCCAGACGCUCACGUACUCCUGUAGCUCACCCAUUGGUUCAGGAUGUGACCUUGGAAUUCCACUACAUUCACCCAUCAAAUUAUCCGUCUAGCUGUGUGUUGGACAUUUUGUGCAGAAGGGUGCUAUGAGAAACAGUAUUGAAAGCUUUGCAGAAAUCUUAAAAGAUAAAAUCAUCUGGCUUCCCUUGAUCAACUAGAUGGGUUACCUUGUUGUGAAAGGAAGCUAAGUUAAACAGAACCUUCCCUUCACGAAUCUUUGUUGGUUGACUGCAUUUGAAUGGUUGAAUUGGUUGAAUGCAUAUGACUGCAUUUUCUUUCAGAUGUUUUAGGAUUCUGAGGUAAGAUACUGUUGAUCAGGUGUGCUUCUUUCCUGUUGCAAAAGUAGAUAAUCUUAACUAAGCAGGGACAUGGAGGUACUGCUACUGGGAGUCACGAGUGGCUUACUCAAAUAAAUUUUGCAUGGGUGUGAAUCUAGUAGCUGAGUGGGGGCUGUUGGGAGCCAAUGGUUCAAGUCUUUCUGUGUGUUUUUCAAAUCUAAUUCUGCAUUAGUUUUGGUUCCUGUGCCAAAGUUGCCAAUUAUUCACAUGAGGCACAGGGCACAUAGCUACUGGAUAAUUUGAAAUGCUGCAAAAUAUAAUUUAAAGGGGUUUUAUGACUUGAGAAUGGGUAAGUUACAGAAAGCAUCUAUCUUUUCAGCUAAAGUCUUAAGUACUUCAUUUUUGUUAAUAUCAAGUUAAUUUACUUCUUAAAGGUGCAGUUUAUACAGAAAUCCUAAUUUUCAGUUUCAUUUAUUUGUUGUUGUAGUGGAAAUUCUAAGGGUUGAGACCUGCCCAGAACAUUUUAAAAGAAAAUUGUGGUAUAUUAGCAUAAUAGCUGCUAGCCACAAUGAUAAACUUUUCAUUUGUUGCGUGGUUUUAUUUGUUUUCAGGGUUGUUUUUUUUAACUCAGGAGACACUGCUUAUCACCUCUGAGAGCUAACUUAGGUUUUUUUGUGAUUUUGCCAGUUUGCAUUUGGCAUGUGUUCGUAUUAUACCAGUGUAGUGGAAAUGCUAAUUCAAGACUUAAACCAGUGAUUGAGCACCUGGUAGGAAGGCAGGGCCAACCAAGGAGAGAUCAGGUGCAAGCAAUGCACCUGAGUGACCAGAAGGGGUGUCAUGGUUCUAUGUUUUUGUUUUUUGUCUUGUCGAGUUUUGAUGUGGAAUACUGAAACCAUAAAAAAACAAGACAAAAACCAAAAACAUAGAACCAUGACAAGGGGUCGGGCCAGGAUCCACCCUUUCUCAGACCUCAUUUAAGGCUUGGCAGUAGAGGUGUUGCUUUAUUCUUUGGAGCUUGCUAUGUAUUUAGGGGCUAUUUGGGCCUUCUCAAGUGAAGACUGGCAAGUAUCUAGGUCAGUUUCAAUAUCAGGAACUAGUUCUGAUUCUGAAUCAGAGGAAGAUAGAGAGAAAAACAGUUGUGAAGAGAGUGAAUCUGACUAUGAACCAAAAAACAAGGUCAAAAGCCAGAAACCUUUAAGGAGAAUUAAGCCCAAAAGUUGCAAGAAGGGUGCAGGACAGAAAAAGAGACAGUUUGAUUCAUCAGAUGGUGAUGAUGAUUAUGAUAAGAGGGGAUCUCGUCGCCAGGCAACAGUCAAUGUUAGUUACAAAGAAGCUGAAGAAACCAAGACAGAUUCUGAUGAGUUGUUGGAAGUCUGUGGAGAAGAUGUCCCACAGCCUGAAGAAGAUGAAUUUGAAACUAUAGAGAAGUUCAUGGAUAGUCGAAUUGGCCGAAAAGGAGCUACUGGUGCUGCAACCACUAUCUAUGCAAUUGAGGCAGAUGGUGACCCAAAUACUGGAUUUGAAAAGUCAAAAGAGCCAGGAGAAAUACAGUAUCUUAUUAAAUGGAAAGGCUGGUCACACAUUCAUAAUACUUGGGAAACUGAAGAAACUCUGAAGCAACAAAACGUUAAAGGAAUGAAGAAACUAGAUAACUAUAAGAAAAAGUGUCAGGAAACAAAACGAUGGCUGAAAAAUGCUUCUCCAGAAGAUGUGGAAUACUAUAACUGCCAACAGGAGUUUACAGAUGAUCUACAUAAACAAUAUCAAGUAGUGGAAAGGAUAAUUGCUCAUUCAAAUCAGAAAUCAGCAGCUGGUUAUCCAGAUUACUAUUGCAAAUGGCAGGGUCUGCCUUACUCAGAAUGUAGCUGGGAAGAUGGUGCUCUCAUUGCCAAAAAAUUUCAGGCAUGUAUUGAUGAGUAUUUUAGCAGAAAUCAAUCCAAGACCACUCCAUUUAAGGACUACAAGAUUCUAAAACAGAGGCCGAGGUUUGUUGCGUUAAAGAAGCAACCACCUUAUAUUGGAGGACGCGAUUGUUUAGAGUUAAGAGAUUAUCAGUUAAAUGGGCUGAACUGGCUUGCUCACUCGUGGUGCAAAGGGAAUAGUUGUAUUCUUGCAGAUGAAAUGGGUCUGGGUAAAACAAUACAAACAAUUUCUUUUUUGAACUACCUGUUCCAUGAACAUGAACUGUAUGGGCCUUUCUUGCUGGUUGUGCCACUUUCUACUUUGACAUCUUGGCAAAGAGAGAUUCAGAUUUGGGCUCCUCAGAUGAAUGCUGUGGUUUACUUAGGAGAUAUAACUAGUAGAAAUAUGAUAAGAACUCAUGAAUGGAUGCAUCCACAGACCAAGCGAUUAAAAUUUAAUAUACUUCUAACAACUUAUGAAAUCUUGCUGAAGGAUAAGUCAUUCCUUGGUGGUCUGAAUUGGGUGUUUAUAGGGAUUGAUGAAGCUCAUCGUUUAAAAAAUGAUGAUUCCCUUCUAUACAAGACUUUAAUAGACUUCAAGUCUAGUCAUCGUCUUCUUAUUACUGGAACCCCCCUGCAGAACUCCCUCAAAGAGCUUUGGUCUUUGCUGCACUUCAUCAUGCCAGAGAAGUUUUCUUCAUGGGAGGAUUUUGAAGAGGAGCAUGGGAAAGGGAGAGAGUUUGGUUAUGCAAGUCUUCACAAAGAACUUGAACCAUUUCUACUCAGAAGAGUUAAAAAAGAUGUAGAAAAGUCUUUACCUGCUAAGGUUGAACAAAUUUUAAGGAUGGAAAUGAGUGCAUUGCAGAAGCAAUAUUACAAGUGGAUUUUAACCAGGAAUUAUAAAGCCCUGAGCAAAGGUUCUAAAGGCAGUACUUCAGGAUUUUUGAACAUCAUGAUGGAACUGAAGAAGUGUUGUAACCAUUGUUACCUUAUUAAACCACCAGAUGAUAAUGAAUUCUAUAAUAAACAGGAGGCUUUACAGCAUUUAAUACGUAGCAGUGGAAAACUAAUCCUCCUUGACAAGUUACUGAUUCGUCUACGAGAACGUGGCAACAGAGUACUGAUUUUCUCUCAGAUGGUGAGGAUGCUAGACAUCCUAGCAGAAUACUUGAAGUAUCGUCAGUUUCCUUUUCAGAGACUUGAUGGAUCAAUAAAAGGAGAACUGAGGAAACAAGCACUAGAUCACUUCAAUGCAGAAGGAUCAGAGGAUUUCUGCUUUUUGCUGUCUACCAGAGCUGGAGGAUUAGGUAUAAACUUGGCAUCUGCUGACACUGUAGUUAUAUUUGAUUCUGACUGGAAUCCACAAAAUGAUCUGCAAGCACAGGCUAGAGCUCAUAGGAUUGGACAAAAGAAACAGGUUAAUAUUUAUCGGCUAGUCACAAAAGGAUCGGUAGAAGAAGAUAUUCUUGAAAGAGCCAAGAAAAAGAUGGUGUUAGAUCAUUUAGUGAUUCAGAGAAUGGACACCACAGGGAAAACUGUACUACAUACAGGCUCUACUCCUUCAAGCUCAACACCUUUUAAUAAGGAAGAGUUAUCAGCAAUUUUGAAGUUUGGUGCUGAGGAACUUUUUAAAGAACCUGAAGGGGAGGAAGAGGAGCCUCAGGAGAUGGAUAUAGAUGAAAUCCUGAAGAGGGCUGAAACUCGAGAAAAUGAGUCAGGCCCAUUAACUGUAGGAGAUGAGUUACUUUCACAGUUCAAGGUAGCUAACUUUUCCAAUAUGGAUGAAGAUGACAUUGAGUUGGAACCAGAACAAAAUCUAAGAAACUGGGAAGAAAUCAUUCCAGAAGUUCAGUGGCGACGAAUAGAAGAAGAGGAAAGACAAAAAGAACUUGAAGAAAUAUAUAUGCUUCCAAGAAUGAGAAACUGUGCAAAACAGAUCAGCUUUAACGGAAAUGAAGGGAGAUGCAGUAGAAGCAGAAGAUAUUCUGGAUCUGAUAGUGAUUCCAUCUCAGAAAGAAAACGACCAAAAAAACGUGGACGACCACGAACUAUUCCCCGUGAAAUCAUUAAAGGAUUUAGUGAUGCAGAGAUUAGACGAUUUAUCAAGAGUUACAAGAAAUUUGGUGGCCCACUUGAAAGGUUAGAUGCUAUAGCUAGAGAUGCUGAGCUAGUUGAUAAAUCUGAAACAGACCUUAGACAUCUGGGAGAACUUGUACAUAAUGGAUGCAUUAAGGCUUUAAAUGAUAAUGACUUUGGCCAAGGAAGAACAGGUGGUAGAUUUGGGAAAGUUAAAGGCCCAACAUUCCGAAUAUCAGGAGUGCAGGUGAAUGCAAAGCUAGUCAUUUCUCACGAAGAAGAGUUGGCACCAUUGCAUAAAUCCAUUCCUUCAGAUCCAGAAGAAAGGAAAAGAUAUGUCAUCCCAUACCACACCAAAGCAGCUCAUUUUGAUAUAGAUUGGGGUAAAGAAGAUGAUUCCAAUCUGUUAAUAGGUAUCUAUGAAUAUGGUUAUGGUAGUUGGGAAAUGAUAAAAAUGGAUCCUGAUCUCAGUUUGACACAGAAGAUUUUACCUGAUGAUCCAGAUAAGAAACCCCAAGCUAAGCAAUUACAGACUCGUGCAGACUACCUCAUUAAAUUACUGAAUAAAGACCUUGCAAGAAAGGAAGUGCAGAGACUUGCUGGUGCAGGCAAUUCAAAGAGGAAAAAAACAAGAAGUAAGAAGAAUAAAGCAAUAAAGACUGCAAAAACAAAAGAAAUAAAGAAUGACUCCUCAUCACCACCCUCAGAAAAAUCUGACGAGGAUAAUGAGGAUGAGAUUGUUUCAGUGAAAUAUCCACAUAAAAAAAUAAAAGCAGAAAAAGAAAAUGAAGAAAAAGAUGAGCCAGAUGUUGGUAUAAAGAAGGAAGCUGGAGAAAAAAGAGAGACAAAAGAAAAGGAAAAUAAGAGGGAUUUGAGAAGGGAGAAAAAAGAAAAAGAGGAUAAGAAAGAAUUAAAAUACAUUAAAGAAAAGAGAGAAAACAAAGUAAAAGAAUUCACACAGAAAGUAAAAGAAGUAAAGGAAGAGAAGGUAAAUGAAAUGAAAUCUGAAUAUAAAGAAAAAAAUAAAAAAGUUCCAUUAUUGGAUAUUCCAGUUCAUAUUACUGCAAUUAGUGAACCAGUUCCUAUAUCUGAUGAAUCUGAAGAACUGGAUCAGAAGACAUUCAGUGUGUGCAAAGAAAGAAUGAGGCCUGUUAAAGCAGCAUUGAAACAACUGGAUCGACCAGAGAAAGGCCUUUCUGAAAGGGAACAGCUGGAACAUACGAGACAGUGCCUAAUCAAAAUUGGGGACCAUAUUACUGAAUGUUUAAAGGAGUACACAAAUCCUGAACAAAUUAAACAGUGGAGAAAAAACUUGUGGAUUUUUGUCUCUAAGUUUACAGAAUUUGAUGCCAGAAAGUUGCACAAACUAUAUAAACAUGCAAUCAAAAAACGCCAAGAAUUUCAGCAACACAAUGACCAGAACAUUGCUGCUAAUGUGAACACACAAGUAAUUAGAAAUCCAAAUGUGGAAAGACUAAAAGAGAAUACAAACCAUGAUGAUAGUAUCAGGGACAGUUAUUCUUCUGACAAACAUUUGUGUCAGUACCAUGAUCAUCAUAAGGACAGAUAUCAGGGAGAUACUUAUAAGAAAAGUGACUCAAGGAAAAGGCCCUAUUCAGACUUCAGCAAUGGAAAACAUCAUAGAGACUGGGAUCACUACAAACAAGACAGCAGAUGCUGUAGUGAUAGUAAGCAUAGAAAGUUGGAUGACCAUAGAAGCAGAGAUCACAAGUCAAACCUAGAAGGAAGUUUAAAAGACAGCAGGCCUCAUUCAGAUCACCGUUCCCAUUCAGACCACAGGAUACAUUCAGAUCACCGUUCCACUUCAGAAUACAGCCAUCAUAAAUCUUCCAGAGAUUAUAGAUACCACUCAGACUGGCAAAUGGACCACCGAGCUUCUGGUAGUGGCUCAAGGUCACCAUUAGAUCAGAGGUCUCCUUAUGGUUCAAGAUCUCCAUUUGAACACUCAUCAGAUCACAAAAGUACACCUGAACAUACAUGGAGUGGCUGGAAAACAUAACAAAGACUGACAUUUUCUGGACCUUCUUUUAGCCAUAUACAGUAAACUAACACAGUAAUUGCCUUAUCUGACUUGAAAGACUGGAUAUUCUAUCAGUAGCAGUAUUGUUACUUCUUCCCAGGAUGCAAGGUCUAUUAUUCCAUAAAAAAAAAAAAAUUUUUGUAUUUAAACUUUAUGCUGCACAGUGCUGCAAAUGCUGUGGCACUUUUUUUUUUUUUUUUUUAAGAAAUUAAAACUGUUUACUUUUACAGGGACCUCAAUACUGCCCUGUUCAGACUGGAUCUUAUAAAACUGUUUUUAGGCAGAAUGCAGUUGAAAUUGUUUGUAAAUUAAUUUUUAGGCACUGACAUGUGAUCAUGUUUCAAGAAAGAAUGAGAAAUUUGCUGUUUUCUUAGUAAAGAAUUCUCAAGGAUUUUGUUCACUUUCCAAAGCUACAUGUUUACAUCGUACACUGCAACCACCUAGCGGCUUUUCAUCACAAGCUUGAAUAUUUAAAUUCUUACCUGUAACUGUAAAAUAGCUAGGAUUUCUCCUGUUUGUGAUCAGAUAUUAUAAAGCCUUUUUACAAUAAAUAAAUUUAAGUGGCUGCAAAUAAAUUAAAUUUUUCUUCCAUUUUGCUUGUUCCUUUCCCUACCAACUCAGGCCUUCCUCUCACAAGUAUUCAAAACAGGCAGUGUACUAAUUAUUUUUAAUUAAAAAAAAUAGCUUGAUGAAAUCACUGUUCAGAAUGUAGAAAAGGAACACUUUUCUUGUAUUUAGUGCCCAUUUUUCUUUGAUACUUCAGAUAAAUGUUUUGGGGUUUCAUUCUAGUUAGCUUUUUUUUUUUCUGUCAAUUUCUUCUGUCAAACUGUCAAUAUUGUUAUUUGUUGUAGCAAAAUGGUGGGAAAUAGUCAAAUUGUUUUCUGGAAAUGUUUUCAAGUCCAUUGGUUUUAAAGGAGGAGUGUUCAAUAUCUGAACAGUGAACUUCAGAAUCCAAAGUAGCCAAAAUUGAUUGUACAUCCAUUUGUUUUCCAUCUUAAAAUGGGCAAUAAUGUCAAAUGUACUAUGUGGCCAGCUGAUAUUUUAGAAAAUUUGAAUGACUUUAAUAGAAUUGUUGUAAUGCACAUUGAUUGUACAUAGACAACAUCUAUCUGACAAAAUAAAUUUAAAAGGAUAUGCGAGCUCUUCUUUUUUUGUUAGUGUUUUUCUACAGCAUACCUUUCUCAUAUUUAACCAUAAAAAUAUUAAACUCUGUGUACUAAAUUUUAAUAUGCAUCUGUAUGGGAAUUGCUAAGUCAUGGCCUGAACCAAUGAUUAAGCACCUGGUGAAGGGACACAACCAGCCCAGGCAGCACAGGUGAAAGCAAGUCCCUAAACCUCAUUUAAGGGCUGGCUGGGACAGGGGGUGUUUCUUUACUUGGCAGUCCCUUCUUUUGGAGUAUUUGGCAAGCCCUUAUCCUUGAGGUAGGUAAGCAAGUUGUCCUUGAACUGGGUUGUGAUCGUCACGCUUACUUGGGUAAUUUAGAAGUGAUUAUUUGCCAUUACCUUCCUCUAAAUUUGGCAAGCUAGGCAGUUCUUCCUGAGAAAGAGAAUACUGACAAUGGUCUUUUUGUAAUUGGGUGGUUCAGCAGGGA